UUGCCAUAAAGCCUCCAGACGCAUGGCGAAGUGGAGCGAGGAACGGAGACAGAUGCGCACGCUGCUCUUCCCCGCCCCGGUGCAAACUGUUCCACUGACUCACAGCGAAACAACAGAGAAAGUGGAUUUAGUCUCACUGUCCCGCUGUGGUUCUCCCAGACCUCACGUCGGAUCGGCCUUAAUGAGGAAUGUCCGGACGGUGUGUUUAUUGCACUUUCGCAGAGCAGACUUGCCUCUCCAGACGUAUUAGUUUAAUGCCAUAACUUGGAACAUUCCAGGAAAAGCGGUUACCUAGAACCAAUCUCGGGACCUGCUGUAAUUAAAGACAUCCAUCAGAUUGUGACAAGUGCCGAGAAGCAUUGCAUCGUGGGACACGGUUCAUGUGCAUGGUAGCCAUGAAAUGCCGGUACCAGACCAACCAGCCGAGCAGGAGAAGGGGGCUAUGGUUCCCCCGGUGAUGCCCUCCUCCAACGGGGACAGAUCAGAGUCCGAGACCACCUCCUCAAUCCUGGCCUCCGUCAAAGAGCAGGAGCUGCAGUUUGAGCGUCUCACCAGGGAGCUGGAGGCCGAGCGUCAGAUCGUGGCCACGCAGCUGGAGCGAUGCAAACUGGGAUCUGAGGCCGGGAGCAUGAGCAGCAUCAGUUCUUCGGAUGAGCAGUAUCGCUGGAAUACACAAGCAGAUGGGCAGAAGGAUAUUGAGGAUGAGCUGACCACGGGCCUUGAGCUGGUGGAUUCUUGCAUUCGUUCCCUACAAGAAUCUGGCAUACUGGACAGUGCUGACCGACCGGCUCUUCUUUCCCAGAGUUCCUUGCAGCUCAACUCCACCCCGGAGGCUUCGCUUCAGUACUCUGCCAGCUACCAUAGCAACCAGACCCUCGCCCUCAGUGACAACAUCUCCUCCGCAGCAGCCCCUCAGCGCAGCGGGCAGGUCGGGGGAGCCGUGCACAGCUACAACCAGGUGACAUCGAGUCGUGCAGCCCAGCAGCAACAGUCACAAUCUGGAGCAGGGUCAGGUAUCUACUACUCCAGCUCCACUCUUCCUGCCCAGCGUGUCAGCUCUCCUCUCACAGGGGGAGGGUCAGGGUCCGGUUCCCCGAGUAAGCUCCAGCGCCUGGGAUCGGCUUCAGACACGCAAGGCUACUCGACCACUCAGCGCCUACCCUCCUCCUCCCCCAACAAGCAGUCUCCCGCCAACCGUCUGGCCAAGUCUUACAGCACCUCAGUGGACGUGACAUCAGCGGGUGGGGGUGGGUCUCCCCUGAGGGUGGCGUCUCCUCCCUCCAACUCGCCUGCAGCGGGGGGAGGGGCCAGUGCUUCAUCGUCUCCUCUUCACCAGAUGAGUUCGGGCAUAGGGAGCUAUGCCACUUUGUCUCCUAAACGUCUGGCAGCUCACCACGCGUCUGACCAGUACAAGAUUUCCCACGAGCUCUACGCUACGGCCACACUGCAGCGGCCUGGGAGUCUGGCAGGUUCUCGCGGCUCGUACAGCAGUCAGCACAGCCAGGAGCCUCUCCGGCCUUUAGGGUCCCCAGAACACCACAUAGACCCCAUCUAUGAAGAGCGUGUGUACCACAACAAAGGCCCUAUGAGGAGUCUGAGCCAGAGCCAGGGGCCCGACUCUGGCCCCUACCGCAACAAUACAGCUCCCUCCUCCCCCGGCGUGGACUCCGCCCCCUUGCAGCGCACGGGAAGCCACGGCAACGCCACCGGAAACUACAGCCGCGGGACCAACAAUUACGCCACAGUGGGACCGGGUUACACCUCCAGCGCGAGCAGCGGGGACGUCUACGGGUCCGAUCCCUACGUGGCCGACCCCUACCGCACGCUUCAGUACUGCCCCUCUGUGGUGGAAUCGCCCUACAGCAAGUCGGGACCCGCUCUCCCGCCCGAGGGGAGCCUGCAGCGCUCGCCUUCUAUCGACUCCAUCCAGAAAGACCCCAGAGAGUUUGGCUGGAGAGACCCAGAGCUGCCGGAGGUGAUCCAGAUGUUACAACACCAGUUCCCCUCGGUGCAGUCCAACGCCGCCGCCUACCUGCAGCACCUCUGCUUCGGAGACAACAAGAUCAAAGCGGAGAUUCGAAGGCAAGGUGGUAUUCAGCUCCUCGUGGACUUGCUAGACCACCGGAUGAGCGAAGUACACCGCAGCGCUUGUGGGGCUUUAAGGAAUCUGGUUUACGGCAAAGCGAAUGAUGAGAACAAAGUGGCUCUGAAGAACUGUGGAGGGAUCCCGGCUUUGGUCCGCCUCCUCAGGAAGACUGGAGAUGUGGAAAUCAGAGAGCUCGUAACAGGUGUGCUGUGGAACUUGUCGUCAUGCGAUGCUCUGAAGAUGCCAAUCAUUCAAGACGCCCUGGCCGUAUUGACCAACAGCGUUAUAAUCCCCCACUCGAACUGGGACUCCUCCCCCAAUCACCACGAGGACCGCAAGCUCCACCUCCACACGUCCCAGGUCCUCCGCAAUGCAACGGGCUGCCUCAGGAAUGUAAGCUCGGCGGGCGAGGAGGCACGACGGAGGAUGAGGGAGUGCGACGGGCUGACAGAUGCUUUGCUCUACGUCAUACAGACCUCUUUGGGCAGCAGCGAGAUCGACAGCAAGACUGUAGAGAACUGCGUUUGCAUCCUAAGAAACCUUUCAUAUCGGCUGGCGGCGGAAACCUCCCACGGACAGCAGGGGGGGCUAGAGGACCUGGACGGGUUGCUCUGCGAUGCCAAUGGAAGAGACGGGGAGAGCUCUGGCUGCUGGGGCAAGAAAAAGAAGAAAAAGAAGGGCGCAGAGCAGUGGGAUGGCGUGGGCCCAUUUCCAGACACUCCUGAGCCCCCCAAAGGAGUCCAGAUGCUUUGGCACCCCACCAUCGUCAAGCCCUACCUCACCUUACUGUCUGAGUGCUCUAAUCCUGACACGCUGGAGGGAGCGGCCGGAGCGCUGCAAAACCUGGCCGCGGGAAGCUGGAAGUGGUCAGUGUAUAUCAGAGCGGCUGUUCGUAAAGAAAAAGGCCUGCCCAUCCUGGUGGAGUUACUGAGGAUAGACAACGAUAAAGUGGUUUGUGCUGUGGCCACGGCUCUCCGAAACAUGGCUCUGGACAUCAGGAACAAAGAGCUCAUUGGUAAAUACGCCAUGAGGGACCUGAUCCAUCGGUUGCCGGGCAGCAGCAGCAGUAACAACAACACCACCAGCAGUGCCACGUCGGUGAACGCCAGCUCUGCCAGUAAGGCCAUGUCCGACGACACGGUGACCGCCAUUUGCUGCGCCCUGCACGAAGUCAUCACCAAAAACAUGGAGAACGCCAAAGCGCUACGGGACGCCGGGGGGAUCGAAAAGCUGAUCGGCAUCGCACGCAGCAAAGGCGACAAACACUCGGCUAAAGUGGUGAAGGCGGCCUCUCAGGUGCUCAGCAGUAUGUGGCAGUACAGAGACCUGCGCUCCCUCUACAAGAAGGAUGGCUACUCUCAGUAUCACUUUGUGGGAUCUGCGUCGACGAUAGAGAGGGACAGACAGAGGCCUUACUCCUCGUCGCGGACCCCCUCUGUCUCUCCUGUCAGGACGUCUCCGAAUAACCGCUCUGCGAGCGCUCCAGCCUCCCCCCGAGAGAUGAUGAGUCUGAAGGAACGCAAGAUGGACUACGACUCCACGGCAACCAACGCCGGUUUCCAUAGCAGCAAGGGAGAGCACACGUCCCGCAAAGACGGCAUGGCAGUUCAAAUAUCCUGCGGGACAUCUACGUUAUUCCGAAACUCCUACCUGACGACCAGUGAUGAUAUCAAGCAAAACCAGGCUCCCAUUCAGCCCUGCGUCGUGCCCCCCCAACCCCAGCAGGACAGCCCAUCCGCGGCCGUGCUAAAAGACUACGACCCCUAUCCUCCCCCUCCCUCCUUCCCGCAGCCUCAGCCCCCGCAGCCGCCCCCGCACAGCCAGAGUCGCAGCUUCGACGACGCCUUCUACGACGACCAGGGACCCCCGCCUCCCCCGGCGCCGUCCCAACCGCAGCCCCAGGUCCCGACGCAAGCCCAGCCCCAAGCUCAGCCGCAGCAGCCCCCCAACUCCACCGGACCCCCGCGGGAUCCAAGAGAGGACCUGCGAAUGCACCUAGGGCUCAAAUCCACCGGGAACUACGUAGACUUCUACUCAGCUUCUAGGCCAUACAGCGAACUGAACUACGAGACCAGCCACUACCCGGCCUCUCCUGACUCUUGGGUGUAAUCUUCAAAACUUAAAAAAACAAAACAAGUGCGGGGCGAGAGACUGUGUGUAUGUAUGUGUGUCAGAAAGGGAUUAUUUUUGCAGCAAACUCAAGGUUAAAGUGUAGGUUCCGUGGCAUUUUAAAAAAGGAAACUCAAAAGACAGUAGAAGGGUACGGAGCAAAUUACAAAGUGAAAAAGUUCAGGUGAGAAAGAGUGUGAUAGAGAGACAGUGCAUGUGCAUGCCGGCUUUUUACUUUUUACCCUAAAAUUGCUUUAUUUCCUCAUAGUCAGCUGUUUUGCACCAUAAGACGAUAAAGGACAAGUUCAAACUGGAUAUGAAGAGUAGCUAAGAUGUGGAAGGGGCAAAGUUGCAAUGAUAAAAACAGCCAAACAGAGAAGAAAUGGAGAAGGAUGCAGAAAGGAAGAAAUGUUAGAAUGUUUUAUCGAUGUUUUGAAUGAGUAGAAAGUCACUGGACCUUUAGCAUUAGGCAGACUCCAGGUAAAGGACCAAACAUAGAUGUGGGUUUAUGAGGGGUGUAAAGCACA
This is a messenger RNA of Periophthalmus magnuspinnatus, 4722 nucleotides long. RefSeq names its product catenin (cadherin-associated protein), delta 2a (gene ctnnd2a). Gene Ontology annotation, cellular component: cytoplasm; plasma membrane; nucleus. The transcript is spliced from 28 exons. NCBI's taxonomy places the organism in Eukaryota, Metazoa, Chordata, Actinopteri, Gobiiformes, Gobiidae. Gene Ontology annotation, molecular function: cadherin binding. The record is from RefSeq and is a predicted model, not a curated record. The coding region runs from base 401 to 4195 and encodes 1264 amino acids. Gene Ontology annotation, biological process: cell-cell junction assembly; dendritic spine morphogenesis; cell-cell adhesion.